Molecule: messenger RNA, 1570 nt
Organism: Caenorhabditis sp. 36 PRJEB53466
Lineage: Eukaryota; Metazoa; Nematoda; Chromadorea; Rhabditida; Rhabditidae
Source: the annotation of a GenBank genome assembly
AUGGUUUUCACUUACGGAUUGUGUCGGGCGUGCGGGAUGUACCCGAGAAGGAACAGUUUGUGAGGACUCAGUCCCCCGUUUCCGAGGUCCUCUUCGGAAGUCAACUCUGAAUUACUCAUCGGCGCGUCUGAGCUCAUUUUCGGGCGAAUGAAGAUGUUGGAAAGAGUUGAGCUCCGAAAAGCGGAUUUCGGAUGACAAAGGGGCGGAGCCUGUGUGAGCUCAUGGCUUUGGGCGCGAUUUUGAAAGGGGGAAACGGAAAUUAGAGGAAGUUAUGAAUAAAUGAUUGCAGCAAACACGGAAUGAAAAAAUCGGCGAAACCGACUGAACAUGCAAUUUUUGGCCUAAAUUCUCCAAUUUUUUCAGGCGGAAAAACCGAAAGACGUGCCGGUGAAGGAGGCGGAAAAACGGCAGGCGGAAGAGCAGAAACUGAUUAACAACGCGCGUCCGCUCAGCGAAAAAGAGCAGGAGGAGAAGGCGGAGCUGUUGACGCAGGCAGUCACCGAUUGGACGAAGCGAGAGUUCCAGCAGUUUGUCAGGGUCAGUUUUCGGUAGAAUUAGGAUCGAAAGAUGAGCCAAAAUGUGAAAAUCUAGUGGAAAUCCAUGAAUUACAUGAUUUUCCCCAAAAACAUGACAAAUCAUCGAAAACGUUGCAGGGAAAUGAGAAGUACGGUCGCGAGGAUUUGGAGAACAUUGCCAAGGAGAUGGAGCGUCCGAUCGAGGAGAUCCGCGCGUACGCGAAAGUCUUCUGGGAACGGUACGAGGAGUUGCAGGACGCGGAGAAGGUGAUCAGUCAGAUCGAGAAGGGAGAGGCACGCAUACAGAGGAAGCACGCCGUCGCGAAGGCACUCGACGCCAAGAUAGCCAAGUACAAGGCGCCGUUCCAGCAGCUGCGCAUCUCGUACGGAACCAACAAGGGAAAGACGUACACGGAGGACGAGGACAGGUAGGAAACAUGGGAACAUUGAGGAAAUUCUGAUCGAGAUGGGACUGUAGAAGUUGGGAAUGUAGGAAACGCUUUAAACUGAUACUGUAGCGUUGGAAAUCUCUCCCAGAACAAGAACAAUGAUUCCUUUUGCAGAUUCCUCGUUUGCGAAACGCACCGUCUCGGCUACGACAAGGAGAACGUGUUCGAGGAGUUGCGUCAGUCGGUCCGCAUGGCUCCGCAGUUCCGCUUCGACUGGUUCCUCAAGAGUCGCACUGCUGUGGUGAGGAUCAGGGGUUUUAUGGACAAUUUCAACUGAAACUUGAUCAUUUUACCGAAAAACUAGGGAAAGAUCGUUUGAAAAUGGAAGGUCUUGGCACGCCUGAAAUUUGAGGUUAAAAGGCCAUCCUUAAGUGUCCUAGGUCCUCUUGUUUGAUACAUUUUGGGUUUUCCCCAACAUUUCGAGUAUUGUCUCAUUUUCAGGAGCUGCAACGCCGCUGCAACACGCUGAUCACCCUGAUCGAACGAGAAAUGGGCGAAGUGAUUGACGCGAAGCCGACGAGUUCGGGCGCCGAGAAGAAAAAGGCGGAAAAGACGGUGAAGACGGGCGGUCCGACGGCGAAAAAGGCGAAAUCGGCGGCGAAAUGA